Vespa crabro (European hornet) is the source of this 6081-nucleotide messenger RNA. Its product is annotated as serine protease 42-like. The transcript is spliced from 9 exons. NCBI's taxonomy places the organism in Eukaryota, Metazoa, Arthropoda, Insecta, Hymenoptera, Vespidae. Gene Ontology annotation, molecular function: serine-type endopeptidase activity. The coding region runs from base 3519 to 5099 and encodes 526 amino acids. The record is from RefSeq and is a predicted model, not a curated record. Gene Ontology annotation, biological process: proteolysis.
UUGAAAUUAAUUAUAUCUAUCUAUUAUACAUUAUUUGUCUACGUUUAAUAUUUGAUUAUAAUACACUUAUUUUUAUGUAUGAUUAUGUUUGAUUAUAAUGUUCUUGUUCUUUAUCUGUAUUAACUGAUUAAUAUAAGUAUACAAGUUGCACAAACUCGAUCAAAUUCAAUUAUCUAAUUCACAACUACUCGUGAUGAGAGAAAGUCAUAGAGACUGGACAAAGUUAUUAAUGUUAUCUCCUCUUUUCUCCCAUUUUUUUUCUUUUUUUCUUUCUUUUUUUUUUUUUUACCUUGAAAGAUUAUAAAAGACAUUUUCCUUUUUAUGAAGGCGAAAGCAUACAGUUUUUAUUACCAAUCUCCUUAAUACAACGAUCUUUAUUAAUCAUCGAUAUCUUUUUUCUCUCUCUCCCUCUUUAUUUUUGAUUAUUAAUUACUUGCCAAUGAGUAAGUACUUAAUGACAGUAAAAGAUAAACUAUCAAAUGCCGUGUGAAAAGAAUUCGUUACACAAUGGAAAGUAUUCGUCACGAAGAUGGUAUCAACGAAUUAGACCGAGAAGAAGCGUACUCUUUCAAGGCCACGAGAAAGAAGUGAAGCUCUGACAUCGUGAUUUCUUCGAACCGGUUCCUUUGGAGUAAAGAAACUGGCCCUCUAGAGAAGGGAAGGAAUUCGAAACGAUUUCGAUAAUGUUUAAGAGACCCGGAAUAUCUAAAUACCGUUAAGAAAGCUAAACUAUUUUCACGAAGGAGAGAUAAUAUACCUAAAGAAAAAAAGGAAUAAAAAAAGAAAAAAAACAAAAGAAAGAAAGAUAAAGAACUUUUACUUGAAACGAUUCUCACGAGAUGAUUAUUUACGAUAUUAGCUUAUCCUGAUCAGAAUAUUCUCAUUAUUAUCACGGAGAAUAGAAAAUGUAAAGAGGUGAAGAAAAAAAAGAGAAAAAAGAUAACACAACAUAAAAAAUUCUUCUUACGUUCUAUGAGAAAGUUUGGUGAGAAUCUUAAAUUUUCGUUAGUUUCAUUUUGGGACAAGACAACAAGGAGACAGACGAAGACACGAUUUGGGCGAAAGUGAAGGAGGCACGUUCCUCGUUGGAGAAAGUAACAGAUCACGUUCUCGAUGCCGGUUCGAUCAGAGAAUUCGGAAUCCUCUUUGGAGAGAUAUUCGAAAAGUACAUCGGUUAAAAGAAACAGAAAAGGAAAAAGAAAAAAGAAGAAAAAAAAAGAUCUGAAAAUGUGAGGGUGGGGGUUGUGGCUAUUUCUGGAAAGGGAAAGACGGUUGAUAUUAUGUUAACGUGUAAGUUAUACGUUUACAUGUUUACUGGUAUAACUCUGUGUGUGUGUAUGUGCCUGUCCGCGCACGCACGAGCAAACGUUACCACUUAUAUCGAAGCUUUCACGAAGCGCCAACGAACAGCUGGAAAACGAAGAGGUGCAAUUACGUGCCACGAACACGGUGUGUCCUGGUGUGGUGAUACGAGUCAGAGAAGAAACUCGGUACUUUCGUUCGGUGUUGUUGUAUAUGCCAGUUAGAACCAGCUAGACACGGGACCGGUGAAAGUCCCGUGAGUUUCGAGCCCUCUUUGACUUUUUGCUUUUUUUGUUUAUUUAUUUAUUUUUUUUUUCAUUCGUUUUUUUGGUUCUCUUUUUCUCUUUCAUUUUCUCUUUUUCGUCUUUUUUUCUUUUUUCUUUUUAUUUCCUUUUUAUAUAUUUCAGAAAAAAUUAUCGACGCAAAGUCAUUUCAAUCUUUCAUAAAAUUAAUUUAUUUUCUAUCUGAUAGAGAGAUAGAUUUCUAUUUCAGAUGAAUGAUAUAUCUAUCAUUUAUCAUUCAUCUCAUAUGAUCUUUUUGUUCAAUUUUCAUUUCAACAUAAUUAAUUUCUACUUGGUAAUAAGCAAGAAAAGUUCUAAAACUAACGUACUCUUAGUAAAAUUUCAGACUAGAUUGUCUUAUCUUAUUUCAUAUCCUUGUCUUUUAUUCGUAUUUUCUUAUGUCGCACAAUGAAGAAUGAAAGAAAGAAAAGAAGAAAGGAGCAUGAUUACUUGAAUCUCAAUAUCUCUAUAUUUCGUUCCACUUUCCUACGACUAAUAUUCUUUCUAUCUUCUUUAAAACAAUCGAUCGAAUAUCUUCUCCAUUUAUCUACACGAAUACUUAUAAAUCUACAUGUAUAAUAUAUAUUACAUGAAUUCUAUUUAUGUUGGUACUUGAGAAUUAGCAAACAAUUAUUAGUAGGUAGUUAAUUUCAAACAAUGUCUUUGUGUUAUUACGUUACUCGAUCGUGUACUAUUUCGAUUCAAUAUAAUUCUCGAUCUUCCGUUUAAAAUGCAAUAGAAACUGGAUCAAGAGAAAGAUCUCCUUUCGCCAAAUAAUUUAUGCUAGUGUUAAACUGUAAGAGAUGCUCCGAUUAAGGUAACAACGAUGCUGAUAAGCGUUACCUACUGCAUAACGAUCGACUACUCUCUCUCCGCGUUCUAUACCAUGUCUUCUUUGAUGAAAAAAGAAAAGAAAGGAUAACAAAGAAAAGAAGGAGGAGGAGGAGAAGAAGAAGAUGAAGAAGAGUGUCCGAGAAUUGUGCUCAGCCAGUCGUAACUUCCGUCGAGCGGGUGGCACCGCGUGAACGUGAACUUCACACUGUCGUGCACGCAAGAAGUGCACUUUCACUUCUGGUGGAUUCACGCGGCGAACGGAGAGCCAAUGACCUACUAACACAUCGAACCGAGUCAGAAGCCGGUCGAUCGUACUCGACAAGGCCGUUCGAUCCUGUCCCGUUCAUCAUCGUCACUUUUACACGAAAUUCCAUUGGCUUCCUUGUACUCGAAAAAUUACACAAAAUUUCUUUUCUUCUUCUUCUUCUUCUUCUUCCUUAUUCUUAUUCUUUACGCCGCCAUUUUUUCUCGAACCGUUUUCUAAUUUCGUUUCGCUCGCCUUCUCCGUUACGUUAUUACGAGAGGGAAUAAUUGUUAAGUCGUUAAAUUAGCCAUGAACAACGCUAGUGAUUAGUGUGGCUGGCACGGGUCAGGAUAACAUUGGCAACAACAAACGAUAAUCUUCUCUCGUGAUUGGGACGGAUGCUGACACCGAAUCCAACUCCAAAGCUCUCUCUCUCUCUCUCUCUCUCUCUCUCUAUCUAUCUAUCUAUGUAUUUGUCUUUCUUUCUCUCUUUGUUUACCAAGAAGAAUGAAUGUCUUUACUUUCGCUCGUUACGGCUCGAAUUGUGACGCAAACCAGAUUUCGCUAUCUCUAAGUCCUUCGUACGAAGGAAGUAUCCUUUCGUCUUCUCUAUUAAUUCUCGAAACUUUUCGAUCGACUUUCCAACUGCACGAUGACUCAUUGGAAACGAUUGUACGCUUUUUCUGAAAAUUAAUUAACAUGUUUUAUUCUACAAAUCAUGUUGAAAAUUUUUUAAAGAAACGAUCGAUAAGUAUUUUUAUCAAAUAACCGAGCAAAAUGAAUCGUUAUAAAAUCAAAUUUUUUAUAGAAUUAAAUUUUAUAUAGGAUUAAUUUUCUCUGUUUUCAGAAAGUAAACAAUGGGGUUGACGACGAAGUGCCAUUGGUUUUUCAUAGGACUGGUUCUCGUACUCUCUUCGAAGAGCCAGGCCAGCCAAGACACUGAUCGUCCAAAAAAAUUCCAUCUUGAAAGGAUCGAUACCGUUAUGAUUCCGUUACAUACUGAUACAAGUGAUAAUAAUCGAACUACCGAACGGAUUUUAAAUCCAAUUCGUAAACGAAGAUACGUUCGUUUUCCCAGUGGUCCAGGUGGAUAUGUUUAUGAAUCUAGUGGCUCGGCUAUUGGUCCAAGAAACGUUGGAACUUAUCCAGCUGCACGUUUUGGACCCCAACCACAAUUUUCAUCACCUUGGAGGCAGUAUAAGUCCCUUUGGAGAAGUCCCGUUUCUGAAUACUCCAGACCGGUGAUGGGUCAUCGAACUCCGAGGUUGAUAUUCCGUGACAACGAUUUUCUACCGCCUGCUGGUGGAGGAACUACGACUUUCUUUCAAUCCAAUCAGUUGCCUGACUUUGAGGAUGACGUUAGAGAUCAUCGAAAGCAAACGUUAGAAGAUUAUCCCAGACUGGAAACAGAAUCGCGUCAAGAGAAAAGACCGCUUUGGAAGGGCGACGAUACUUUGUGCUCCGACGGACGAACCUGUGAAUUUUUUCUAAUGUGCUGGAUGUCCGCUGGCUUAUUGGACGGCAGUUGCGGUGGCAUUAUGUUCGCUUGUUGUCACCGAAAAGAUCCUAAAGCUAUCUCCGAUUCUAACUUCCUCGAGACGCCUCGAGAUCAAUCUCAACCGCUUCCGCUGGAUACGUACACGGACGCUACCAAUGACGAUCAUUGCGGUAUACCAGUUUCGAAGCAAACAGCACAAAGAAGAAUCGUUGGUGGUGACGAAGCUGGCUUUGGAAGUUUUCCUUGGCAGGCUUAUAUACGAAUAGGAUCCAGUAGAUGUGGUGGUACAUUAGUCAAUCGGUACCAUGUUGUAACAGCUGGUCAUUGCGUAGCCAAUACGUUUAUCAGAGCUUCGGCACGUCAGGUACAAGUUACCCUUGGAGAUUAUGUGGUCAAUUCAGCGAGCGAAUCACUACCUGCUUACACUUUUGGUGUCCGAGAGAUUCGAGUUCAUCCUUAUUUUAAAUUCACACCACAAGCUGAUAGAUUCGACGUAGCAGUGCUCAGAUUAGAUCGGCCGGUUCAUUACAUGCCACACAUUUCGCCAAUUUGCCUGCCAGAGAAAAACGAAGACUUUUUAGGUCAAUACGGUUGGGCUGCUGGAUGGGGUGCUCUUCAAGCUGGUUCGAGAUUACGGCCAAAGACACUUCAAGCAGUCGAUGUACCAGUGAUAGACAAUCGCAUUUGUGAAAGAUGGCAUCGUUCGAAUGGUAUCAACGUGGUCAUCUAUGAUGAGAUGAUGUGUGCUGGGUAUCGUAGUGGUGGUAAAGAUUCCUGUCAAGGCGACAGUGGAGGUCCUUUAAUGUUGGAGAAAACAGGAAGAUGGUACCUCAUAGGAAUCGUAUCAGCUGGUUACUCCUGUGCUCAACCAGGACAACCAGGGAUUUAUCAUCGUGUAGCAAAAACAGUCGAUUGGAUAACUUACGUUAUUAAUUCGUAGCAUCAACAUGGAUUCAAUUGUUUUUCUAUCGUUAUUUUUUGUGUGCAUCAUGAACUUUGCAUGACACAAAGUUCUUGAAUGAAGAUCGAGAAUUUAUUCGCAAAGGAAGUCUGUCUUCGAAAUCCAAGAACCUCAAACGUUCAGUAAUAAAAGAAGACAAUAAGUUUGUUCGUCAAAGACACUCGUAGGAAUGAUCCAUUAUCUAUUUCCUUUACGUGAUACGCGUUGAGAUUUAUGUUUACGAUUAUAAUCUCAGCCAUUUUUUUUAACGAGAAUUAUUGUAAAUAUUCGAAGGAGUUAUAAAUAAUACAGCAUUAAUUUAAGUUAAUUUUUGAAGGCACUCGAAGUCGAGAUUAAUCGAGAUUAAUCGUGUUUAUUCGAUUACGCGUUAUAUCAAUUGUACGGGUGUGAUAUUUGUUUUGUAAUAACGCUUAAUAAAUCUUCUUUUUCUUUUAUGUAUAUAUAUAUAUAUUCCUUUUUAUUUUUAUUAUUUUUUGAUAUCCAAUCAAUUAAAUAUCUUACGCAAAGAUUAAUUUCAUAAUUUGAUUAUUAAUCCCAUAAUUUGAAGAUUGGUGGUGGGAUGUAGUUGGAAAGGAAGCAAAAGAGAGGUACGAAAAUUACAAAUAAAACACGCAUAAAUUUUUUUGUACGUUAAAAACAUAUCGUUCCUUAUUUUGACAUCCACUAUUUUUUCAACACAAGCUAUAAUAGCGUCGCAAAUAAAUCAACGCGUUUUUAAGUAUUUCUAUAUCUCGUUUGCAUUAGAAUAAGUACACAUUUAUUAUCUUGACCGCGUUAAUGUUAAGUGCAUUGCGACAACGAACGAUUCGCUAUUUGCUUGUCGGUCAAUUCCAUCAUUGUUGUUUUUCUUUUUCUUUUAUUUAUUUAUUUUUUUUUUCUUUUUUUUUUUUCUUCUAUGCACGAGGUUCUUCGUGUUUUAUCAUUAUCACCUAUUAUAAUACAUUAAGGAUAAACGAUACCA